GGCCGAGCAGAGCGAGAAAGAAGCUGCUGGCUGUACCAUGAAAACGCUUCUUCUUUUGCUGCUGGUGCUCCCGGACUUGGCGCAGGCCUUGGGCCCCCUGCACAGGGUGCCCCUUAGGAGGGGUCAGUCCCUCCGAAAGAAGCUGCGAGCACGGGGCCAGCUCUCCGAGUUCUGGAAAUCCCAGAACCUGGACAUGAUCCAGUUCACCGAGUCCUGCACGAUGGACCAGAGUGUCAACGAGCCCCUGGUCAACUACUUGGAUAUGGAGUACUUUGGCACCAUCUCCAUUGGCUCCCCACCGCAGAACUUCACCGUCAUCUUUGAUACCGGCUCCUCCAACCUCUGGGUCCCCUCUGUGUACUGCACCAGCCCGGCCUGCAAGACACACCCCAGGUUCAGCCCUUCCCAGUCCAGCACAUACAGUGCCCCAGGGAGCCACUUCUUCAUUCAGUAUGGGACGGGGAGCUUGUCCGGAGUCAUCGGAGCCGACCAGGUCUCCGUGGAAGGGCUGACUGUGGUCGGCCAGCAAUUUGGAGAGAGUGUCACGGAGCCUGGCCAGACCUUUGUGAACGCAGAGUUUGACGGCAUUCUGGGCCUGGGAUACCCCUCCUUGGCUGUUGGAGGGGUGACUCCGGUGUUCGACAACAUGAUGGCCCAGAACCUGGUGGACGUACCCAUGUUUUCUGUCUACAUGAGUAGUGACCCAGAAGGUGGUGCAGGGAGCGAGCUGAUUUUCGGAGGCUACGACCACUCCCAUUUCUCUGGGAGUCUGAACUGGGUCCCGGUCACCAAGCAAGGCUACUGGCAGAUAGCACUGGACUCAAUCCAGGUCGGGGGUGCCGUGAUGUUCUGCUCAGAAGGCUGCCAGGCCAUUGUGGACACAGGGACCUCCCUCCUCACAGGCCCCUCAGAUGAGAUCAAGCAGCUGCAGAAGGCCAUAGGGGCAGAGCCCGUGGAUGGAGAAUAUGCCGUGGAGUGUGACAAUCUCAAUGUCAUGCCGGAUGUCACCUUCACCAUCAAUGGAGUUCCCUACACUCUUCAACCAACUGCUUACACCCUGCUGGACUUCGUAGAUGGAAUGAAGUUCUGCUCCAGUGGCUUUCAAGGCCUUGACAUCCAGCCUCCCGCCGGGCCCCUCUGGAUCCUGGGCGACGUCUUCAUUAGACAGUUUUACUCUGUCUUUGACCGAGGGGAUAACCGUGUGGGGCUGGCCCCAGCCGUCCCGUAAAGAGGGGCCUUGUGUCCGUGCCUGCUGCCUAACGCCCCUGGGAAACCCAGCUGGGCCUGUCAGGUUGGGGCAUUGUUCACAUCUGUCAAAAAGUCGUUUCCAAUAGAUUGCACUUGUUCAGAGGGGCAACUUCAAUUAGGAAUAAACACAGCUGAGACCGAAUGCGCGCGCGCACACACAUUCACACAUUUCCAUAUAUCACCACCUCUACCACCAUCAUGAUAGGAUUGAUUUGUAUGCCCAAACUUUUUAUUGCUUUUGGCUAACAUUUUAUUAUGGAAGUCUCCAAUUAUGGACGUUAUGUAUAGAAGCAGAGAUUAUCCUAUAUAAUAAAAACGUAGUA
This is a messenger RNA of Eptesicus fuscus (big brown bat), 1571 nucleotides long. RefSeq names its product cathepsin E (gene CTSE). Bases 38 to 1228 code for a protein of 396 amino acids. Gene Ontology annotation, biological process: proteolysis. Gene Ontology annotation, cellular component: endosome. NCBI's taxonomy places the organism in Eukaryota, Metazoa, Chordata, Mammalia, Chiroptera, Vespertilionidae. The transcript is spliced from 9 exons. Gene Ontology annotation, molecular function: aspartic-type endopeptidase activity. The record is from RefSeq and is a predicted model, not a curated record.